Dovyalis caffra is the source of this 168-nucleotide messenger RNA. The record is from the annotation of a GenBank genome assembly. Lineage: Eukaryota; Viridiplantae; Streptophyta; Magnoliopsida; Malpighiales; Salicaceae.
AUGGAGCCAGAAGCUCUAGAUCUCUCCCUCUCUUUCUGGCACAUACUCAUUGGAGAAUAUCUUGCUGCUGUCCAGAAUCAAAGUGCAUGCACCGCCUGUAAUCAAAUUCGUCUGGUAAAAUACUGGGCUACGUUGAUUUUUGGAAUUGAUUUGGUUAAACCCAAGUGA